This is a messenger RNA of Triplophysa rosa, 5030 nucleotides long. RefSeq names its product BLOC-2 complex member HPS6. Gene Ontology annotation, biological process: lysosome localization; organelle organization; melanocyte differentiation. The record is from RefSeq and is a predicted model, not a curated record. Gene Ontology annotation, cellular component: lysosomal membrane; BLOC-2 complex. The transcript has a single exon. The coding region runs from base 225 to 2723 and encodes 832 amino acids. NCBI's taxonomy places the organism in Eukaryota, Metazoa, Chordata, Actinopteri, Cypriniformes, Nemacheilidae.
CAAACUCGUGAUGUCAGGAGGACUGGGAGAGGGUCAGCACAAGUGAAAUCCACGUCUAUUUUACAGGUUUAGCGGAUUAUACAGUUAUAACAUUUGCGAUCAUGAAGUUAUUACGUGAGAUAAACGUUGAGUGUGCUUCUGGUAGCCUGCGGACGAUCAGUAGUCCAAACUGAAAGCGUUUUAACGCGUGCGCUUCUUCCAGAUCGACCCGUAUUUCAGCAAACAUGACACGACUCGAAUUGGACCAAGUUACCGAUUUCGGCGAUUUCACGAAAGGAAACGAUUUAAAGGAGUUUUUAAAGCAGACGUACUCCAACAUCUCUUCUCAACGCCUGUCAGAUGUUCGUCUGAGUCCGGAUGGACGUCACAUUCAUGUCAUCGUGCGUCAGACGCCCAGAAGUGGUCUUAUGACAUAUGACAAAAAUCAGAGACCCCAUCUCAUGCAGUGUCAGAAGCACGCUGAUCUAACGGUGACGCGCAAUGUACCGAUAGUGGAUGUGAUUUAUAUGACACAGAGCAAAGCAGAAGACGGAUCUUGUGUCCUUGGAAUCUUUUUUGAAAAUGGAAAAGCAGAAUUCUGGAAAUUCCUGGAGUGCAGACCAGGAUGGCAUUUACUGCAGACUGUGGAUCUGUGUAACAGCCCUACAGCAAAAGUAGUGUCUGUUUGCAUUUGUCUGAAUUUCAUUGUGUGGUGUGAGGAAAGACCCCUGUCAGAAAGUUCUGGUGGUGCCUGCAACAACUUCAGAUACUGUAUUUGCAUGAGGACUGUAGAAGUGAAUGAAGGGGGUGUCAGUUUGGGGUGUGUGAAAAUUGCACUCCACCAUAAUCCUCGAUACUCGACCAUCGCUUCUGGGGAUUUGGUGUAUCUUCUGCCUGUUACAGACAACUCUCCCGUCGAUGUUUUUAAAGUCUUCCUAGCGUGGUCUCCUGAACAUGACACUUUUAAAGUCCACAGUACCUGUAGUAGUUCACUUCUCAUGAAAAGUUCAAAGAAGGAAUCUGAUUUUACGAGACUGGUUACAGACUGCGUUGGCAUUCUCUCCACUGUAAAUCCUCCUGAUAUCUGUGGAGUCUCACCUGCUGGAUAUGGAGAUCUCCUCCUACUUCUCAGCACUGGAUGGGUGUGCGUUAUAAAGAGAGACGGCGGUCUAUGGAAAAUAUACAAACUGCCUGACAAUUGCCUUACCAGUGGUGAAACGCAAAAUAGCCUUAAUGUAUAUAAAGAAAUCCUGGCACUAACAGUAAACAGGACCCUCUUCUUGAUAGAUACUAAAUGUGGUCUGGAAUUAGAGAGAAUAAGUCUGAAAUGGGAGGGUCGUCUCUUUGUGAACACUUUGGACACUCAAUCUCCACAAAUGCUUUCAGAGGCAGGAUUAUUUAAAGUUACACAAAAAGAACUGGAUGCUAAAGCAAGGUCAAUACCCGUUGACUCAGAGAGUGCUUUAGUCGAGGCUGUGUUUGAAGAGGCAUGUAAAUAUUAUCAGCAACGAAGUCUUAGCAGUACACAGCUCACAGUGGAAAAGCUCAAAAAAGGUGGGAUGUUUCAGGCCCCCAUAUCACUGGCUGCCAUCCUCGGUGACUACCUUAACAACCGAAACAGCAAAACGUCUGAGAAAAAAUCCUCAGGUCAAGAGAGGUUGAUGAACUCGCUCGAAUCUGAGCUUAAGAGCCUUGUUUUGCUAGAGGACAUCAAAACGUCGAUGUUAAAGGCUUCUGAGAAGGAUCUAGAAAGCGACUGUGAAAACCUAGUGCAGCAGGAAAUUUGCAGGCUGCUCAGCGCUGAACUCGACAAGGAAAACCUUCAAUACCUGAACAGCAUCUUCCAUCUCUUUCCCGCCGAGUCCUGGCAUGCCAUGCAGGCCGCCCUCCAGCUGAGGUGCAACGGUGAGGGUUCUCUAUCCUCCAAAGCAUCUGCUGAAUUAUGGAAGAUUAUCCUCAGCCCUGUCCAGCCAACAGCAAACUUCGCUCACUGCAACGGUCAACAGAAACACACUAACGCUGUGCUUCCUGUCUUUGAGCUCCUGUGCCACUCUAUCUUCAAGUUCCAGCCUGACUGGCUGCCCAGGUUUCUCGAGCUGGCACUACAGCAGGUUGGCGCAUCCUCCACCUCUUCGUGGAAUUUCGGUGGGAAGGAGAGCUCUGAAAGCAUUCCGCUGUAUAAACGGGCUUUGACGGUGCUCCCGUGCAAAGGUGCCCAUCAACACCUGGAAGUCGAGCUGCUCUUGUGCAGUCAGCGGCCUAAUGCGAUAAUGCAAGCUUUGAGAAUUCUCAUUGAACUGGGACAGUGGGAACGUGUGACGCAGGUAGCCGAGAGGUUCUGCCGCCAGAGCCCGCUUCUGAACAAAGAGAUCUUCAUCGCUUUGCUGUGUGAAGUGUCCCAGCAUAGGGAUCUAGACCCUUAUUUGGAUCUGUUGUGGACUCUGUGCCCAGACGACAUGAGCGUUACUAGCAUACUCAAUAUCGUAUUGAAAAAUCUGCCGUCGUCCGCACAGAACUCGGGACCUUUUGAGGCUGAGGGCAGCCAGAUCACCAUCGGGCUGUUGAAACCACUGCUUAGAAAAGUUCUCCAAAGGGAGACCAAACCUAGUCAUAGGUAUGCGGACAUCCUCCAGUCACCCACCCGUCCUCCUCCCACCCCUCCACGGCAGGCAAAGGGAGUUGGUGCUGAACUAGACCGUGCUCUACCUGGAACCCAAAUGACAUCUCAAGCCGGAUUGCUCUGAAUUUUCCAUUAUCAAAAUCAAAUGCUUGUCCUUCCCAUAAAGAUAGGAGACCUAUUUAGUAAUAGUAAUUUCCCAGUAUUUACUGUGCAUGUUUACUGACUUACGGGUCUGUAUUGGAUCAGACAAUAUUUUGUUAACCAUUCAAAUUGUAAAGUAUGUACUACUGAUAUUAUCCCUUAUAUUAAAUGUAAUAUAUUCGUUUAAUGUUUGUACAACGGUUGCUUUUAACAUUUAUUUGGUUUACUGCAUUUCAUCUUACAUGUGUUUGGCAUAUGGACAGGUCCUUUAUGCUUUCCUCUUAACCUGUAUUUCUCUUUUGAAACUUCCAGACAUGUCUGUUUUGGGAAUCGUCAGAUGGAGGCAUGUUAUCACCCUGAUUGUUAUUUUACCCACCCCUGGGCACCAUGAUGUCUUUUGCUGAGUUGACACUACAGUUUGUUGUCAUAUGUUGUAAUUAUUGAAAUCACACAUGGAAGAUGUAUCACACCUAUAAUUUGUAUUAGUUAUUAAUAAGGUACGCAGGAAAUGUACAGUAUUAUAUAAUAUAACAUGCAUGCUGAUGCAUUGGGCUGCUUAGACGUGAUUGACAUGUUAAAUGCUUGAGGAUUGCUCUUUAUCCUUUGCUUUUGUGCUAUUAAAGGGCAUUUAACUUUGUAAAACGCAAUUAAGUGUUACUCUGUACUUCUGCUCUUCAGAUACUCAGAUCUGUUUCUGGCUCAUUUAAAUGAGAAUGAAUUGUUAAAAAAAGUAAGGUAAAGUGAAACAUUUCUGUUAUCACUUCCCUGAUAUUGAUGGUUACAAGUAAACACAUUUUUUAUGGUUGUGUGGUCAGAGAGGGGAUUUCGGACGUUCAUAACAUCUGAAAUGUGAAGUCACUAGACCUUUGGAGCCCCACCCACUGCAUUCCUACAGGGCUAAGCUGCAGCAACAUUCACAGCGCUGCUUUAAAUUGAAUUGAACUAAAUUCUAUUAUGCAGUGAAUUACAGUGACCAGCUUUAAACUCAACACACUGGAAUGACUCAUGUUGGCUUGAAUUGGCUCGACACAACUAAUUGUAUUUGAGAACCACAAAACCUUAAAGUUACACACAUUUUCUUUAUUGUACAAACCGUAAGAUUAUCCCAAACCAUGUUGUGGAUGAAUUGUCAAAGGAGUUCUUUGUAGACUUCACGCUCGAAAGUAACUAAAACACUGAAAAUAGGCAUACUAUAUCACAGUGUGUGUUUGUUUUAAGGUUAUUAAAAAAAAAAUACAUUUGACAUACACAAGCCUGAGUUGUGUUCCUUUUAACCAGUCUGCUAAGAAAGAGUUGUAAUUGUAAACCUUUUUUCAUGGUGAGAAUUCAAUAUAAUUUCGGUAUUGGUUAGAUUAUUUCAGGAGUAAUUGCAUGGGUAUCCUCUUUACUAAUUGUAUGAGUAUGCAGCACACAUCUGUCACAAUACUCCAGAUGUAAUCCAAAUGUAAGGCCUUAAAGUGAUAGUUCACCCAAAAAUGAAAAUUCUGUCUGAAUCCAUUACAUUUUCCUCAAAGUAUGUCAAAGACUACUGAAUAAAGUCUCUGUUGUCUGUAUUAAGUAAGCAGCACAGAUAUGUAUGGAAUGUUUGUUCCACUACUAAUACCUCCACUAGUGCAGUUCAUUCUGACUGACAUGUGGCCGUAAUGGCAGUUGCGCCAUGAGGCCACAGUCACAGGACAGAGGGUGUGCUGGGGAGAGGUUUCUAAAGGAUAAUGGACAAGAGCAAGCAAUGAUUUACACCAAACAAAGAGGUUCAGAGAUUCAUGAAAUGUAUAGAUAUAAAUAAUAGAAAUGUUUCACAGGAAGCAGCAGUCAAAUGCAAUCCUUCGCAGUCAAUCUCCACAGUUAAUUGUCUAUUUAUUAAAUUCUUCAUAAGAACAAGCAUCUCAUUGAAAUGUAUGUUUUGUAUUAAAAGCAAAUAAGCAAAACAUUUAAACGUUUAAAUAUAAUUAAUCUAUAGUAUCAACAUGUAACAGUAUCUCCAUACUGUCUAUUUAUCGUAAAGAAAAUAAUAUUUAUAUAAUAAUAUAUGUUUUACAUAAAGUGCUUUCUAAAGCUUAAACCUCACGAUUGUUACAUAAAAACGUGUUUGAACACAUAAUUGCUGUAUAAAACAAAAAGAUUUGACAUUACGUACUGAAAGUUUGACACAUAUUUAUGUUUGAGUGCACUGCGCUAAUAAUACAGUAGAAUAAAAAGUCAUCAAAUAAAAGGAAUAAAAGUUGCACAAAAGUCCAUCAUUUGUACAAUCAUUGUCAGAUCAGAAACAAUACUCAAAACAACCUAAAGA